Messenger RNA from Truncatella angustata, 2485 nucleotides. Its product is annotated as histidine-specific methyltransferase. The transcript is spliced from 10 exons. The record is from RefSeq and is a predicted model, not a curated record. Lineage: Eukaryota; Fungi; Ascomycota; Sordariomycetes; Amphisphaeriales; Sporocadaceae. The coding region runs from base 120 to 2285 and encodes 721 amino acids.
AUGGCCUUCAACUAUUCGAACAGAUCACAUAUUUGGAUGAGUAUUAUUUAACCAAUUCGGAGAUCCAAGUGCUUCGACAAUCAGCCCCGGCAAUCGCAAAAGCGAUUCCCUCAGGGGCCAUGGUUGUUGAGCUGGGAUCAGGCAACCUGCGAAAAGUACAAAUUCUCCUUCAAGCACUCGAAGACGUCGGGAAGGAUAUCGAUUAUUAUGCUUUGGAUCUGUCGAAGAAGGAGUUGGAGAGAACCCUAGCACAAGUUCCUCAGUUCCGCCAUGUGAGAUGCCAUGGUUUGCUCGGAACCUAUGACGAUGGCCGAGAGUGGCUGAAGCAGCCAUCAAUUUCAGCCAGACCGAAGUGUGUCAUGAGCUUGGGUUCAAGCAUCGGGAAUUUUCAUCGACCUGAGGCAGCAGAAUUCCUACGCGGAUUCUCCGAUGUCCUCCAGCCAUCAGACACAUUCUUGCUUGGACUGGAUUCUUGUACCAAUCCCUCAAAAGUUUAUCAUGCAUACAAUGAUCGCGAAGGUGUAACACAUCAAUUUCUCUUGGACGGCCUUCGCCACGCGAAUGAGAUCCUUGGAUCAGACGAAUUCAAUCUGGAUGAUUGGAAGGCUAUAGGCGAAUACGUGUACGAUAUAGAUGGUGGCCGUCAUCAGGCAUUCUACUCGCCAAUCCGAGACGUCAACAUUAUUGGCGAGGACAUAAAAGCGCAUGAGCGAAUUAAAGUCGAGCAGAGCCUGAAGUACUCGGAAGACGGCAUGAAGAAGCUUUGGGCUGAAGCGGGAGUUGUCGAAACAGAGCGGUGGAUGACCGACGGCGACGAAUAUGGACUACAUUUGUUAACAAAGCCCACCACUAUGCCUUUCGGCCUGACGCCUGGUCGGUACGCUAGUGCAGUAGUACCAACUCUUGAGGACUGGGAUGGCCUAUGGUCAACAUGGGAUACUGUCACCAGGCGGAUGCUCCCGAACGAGGAGCUUUUGGACAAGCCUAUCAGAUUGAGAAACGCCUGCAUAUUUUACCUGGGGCAUAUCCCGACAUUCCUAGACAUUCAGUUGACGAAAACCACGAAGCAACCACCUACUGAUCCUGCAUCAUACUACUCAAUCUUCGAAAGGGGCAUUGAUCCUGAUGUAGAUAACCCAGAGCUUUGUCACGCACAUUCAGAGAUCCCUGAUGAGUGGCCCAGACUAGCAGAAAUCCUGGAAUAUCAGAAGAAUGUUCGUGCUAGGUUGACGAAACUGUAUUCGGGUGGCCUGGAACAUAUUCCAAGAGAUGUCGCAAGGGCUGUCUGGGUUGGGUUUGAGCAUGAGGUGAUGCAUAUGGAAACUCUGCUUUAUAUGAUGCUGCAGAGCGAUAAGACUUUACCCCCGCCUCAUAUUCCGCGGCCCAACUUUCAGAGUCUUGCUCAGGAUGCAUACGCGAAAAGGACAGCAAACGAAUGGUUCAGUAUUCCCGAGCAGGAUGUUGUCAUCGGUCUAGAUGACGACGAAAAUAAUUUAGAAGCUGAAGGACAUUUUGGCUGGGACAACGAAAAACCAGCACGUAAAAUCCACGUUCAUGCUUUCCAAUCUAAAGGUCGACCAAUCACUAAUGAAGAGUAUGCACAUUAUAUGUAUGAAACGCAAGUAUCUAAACUUCCUGCAUCUUGGGCAGAAGCAUCGCUCGAGGAAACCAACGGAGUUAAUGGCGCUGUUAAUGGACACAGCGAUGGUCAGGCUAACGGUCACACCAACGGCCAUCCUAGCGGCUCAACUCUGCUACCGUCAUAUUUCUUAGAAGGCAAGGCCGUCAGGACUUUCUAUGGCUUGGUGCCACUCAAGUACGCGCUAGACUGGCCUGUCUUCGCAUCGUACAACGAAUUGGCAGGCUGCGCUGCUUGGAUGGGCGGAAGAAUCCCUACCUUCGAAGAGACGAAGAGCAUCUAUGCGUGGGUUCAUCGUCUAAAAAGGGAGGAGGCAGAACGCAAGCUCGGAAAGACGGUGCCGGCAGUGAAUGGACAUCUCGUCAAUAAUGGUGUUGAGGAGGACCCCCCGUCACAAGCCCAACUUCAGGUCAAUGGAAGGUUGUCUGAAAACGACAAACUAUUCAUUGAUCUUACUGGUGCCAACGUCGGAUUUCAGCAGUGGCAUCCUGUAUCAGUAACAUCCGACGGCAACCGCUUGGCAGGUCAGGGAGAAAUGGGUGGAGUCUGGGAAUGGACCAGCUCAGACCUAGUUCGUCAUGAAGGUUUCGAGCCCAUGGCUCUUUACCCUGCUUACACCUGUAUGUACUCCAUUCUCCACAUAUGAACUGCGACCAAAGUCAGCAGCAAGCUGAUUUACGACUCUGUAGCGGAUUUCUUUGAUGGUAAGCACAACAUCGUCCUUGGUGGUUCCUGGGCAACCCACCCGCGCAUUGCAGGUCGACAAUCAUUGUAAGUACCUGAAAUGAGCUAUGUACUCCAUAUAAUCGACUAACCCUUGCAGCGUAAACUGGUACCAGCGAAAUU